AGAGAAAGGGUUAACAGCGCGAGACGGCUAUGAUUGGUCAGCGAGUCCUCGAACUGGCCCUCAUAUACCAGAGAGGGGAAAAUUCUUAAACGGUCUCGCGAUGAAGAGCCUUGGGAGCUGAUGAAAGGUGAUUAUUAUUUUCCCUCCCGGAACGUUCAGGACGGGAUCCCUGAGGGCCAGAUGGAUCCAGGUUUCGGUAGAUGGGUCACAGAACUCGACUGGAUCCAGAGUUAAUGAGACCAGCAUGCCGCUGCUGCGACAGCUCAGGCAACGGCUGUUCCUUUUGGUCGGUUUAGCCCUGGCUUGUCUAGUGAUGGCAUCUCUGGUGCUAAUUGGCAACGAACCGAGUAAACCUGUGGAGUGGCACCAUGUCAGUGCUGAGCAGAAACAGCAAGUGCACAAGUACGUGCACAAAGUCCUGGAGGGAGAAUGUCGCCUCAGAGGCUCCAGGCAGAGUCUGCUGUCUUUACUUCCUGCCUCCAGUCGAGCGAUGCAGCCCUUCCUGUGGAGAGAUAAGGUGUUACCCGACAACCUCUUCCAGUACCCUCCCCCGUUUGGCUUCAGAGGGCUGGAAGGCAAAGUGGAAGACCUUCUAGACCAGCUGCCGGCUGAGUCCGAAUCCCAGUCAGAGGAGUCGGGGGAAAGAUGUCGCCGUUGCGUGGUCGUGGGAAACGGCGGCAUUCUUAAAGGCCUGGAGCUCGGCCCUCUAAUUGAUCGUUUUGAUACAAUUAUCAGGUUGAACAGUGGACCUCUGGGUGAGUUUGUCGCCGACGUUGGAAAUCGAACCAGCUUCAGGAUGAGUUACCCUGAAGGCACCCCCAUCCGCUGGGUCGAUAGGGACCCACAUACUCUGUUCGUAGCAGUGGUGUAUAAAAGUGUUGACCUCAGCUGGAUUUCUGCCAUGGUCAACAAGCUCGCCGUGUCUCUGUGGGACUGGUUGUUCUUCUGGCAGAAGGUUCCAAAGGAAAUCCCUCUUGAUCCUCACAGGUUCCGACUGCUGAACCCGCUCGUCAUUAAAGAGACGGCAUUGGAUCUCCUGAAAUAUCCAACCCCAAGACCUCUGCUGUGGGGCUGGGACCAGAAUGUGCCCACUCUGGGAGUAUCAGCUCUGAAUUUGGCCAGCUUGCUUUGUGACGAGGUCAGCUUGGCGGGUUUUGGCUACAACCUGCCCCAUCAGAAUGUCCCACUCCACUACUACGACCACCAGCCCAUAGGUGUCAUGCAAAAGCAAACGAUGCAUAAUGUGGACACAGAGACUCGGCUUCUGCAGAGCCUGGUCAAAGGGCACACUAUCACUGACCUGACGGGAGGAAUCUACUGCAGCUUCUGUUCCAGCUGACCCCGCCCACUCCCCACUGUUUCCACCGCCAGCUUGACCUUUUAUUCCUAACUUAUUUUUGUAUGCUAAUUUAUAUAAUUAUCUUUUUAUAAGCAAAACAUCAAAACCUGAUUUUACUCUGCAAAUAUUCUAGUAAAAAAAAAGGAAGCUGGUAUAAAUAAUUGGGAACAGGAAAAAAAUUAAAGAAACAUCAAAAUUGCGUAUUUGUUUCAUAUGAUAAUGAGCCACACGUCAAAUGUAGGAACUAAUAUAAUAUGUUGUGUAAUUGAAGUUGUUUUAUUUGUAUUUUCUGAAUGUUAAGAUCUAAAAGCCUGGCUACUUUUUAGCUCAUAUUAAGUGCACAGUAUUUUACAGUUUAACAUUUAAAAUGAGCAUGCUUUUACCCAGACAGAAGGAAACUGGCAUGAAACUUGUUUAUCAUGUAUGUUGAGUUUGAAAAUGCUUAAAAUCAUCAAACGUGAUCAUUAGUUUGUAUGUAUACCUGUUAAGUUGGUUUAUUGAUGUAGCAUUAUUUAUACAGUAGUGACUACAAUUAUUCAUACUUUAGGGGUGUGAGUAUUUUUGGAGUAGUAAUACAUAUGUUGUUUGUUUUUUGUUUUUUUUGUUAUUUGCGGCUAUAUUUGUUCUUACUAUUUUUUCCCCCCAAAAUAAGUCAUCUGUGAAAGUCUGAAGGAUAUACAAAUAAUUAAUGAAGUCAUUUGUUUUUAUUUAAUAAAUUCAUAGGCGCAGUGCAUGUUACGGUUUUUGUUAUAUUUAUGUGGUACUAAUGAACAGUAAAAAAAUAAAAAGUUUUUUUUUCAAUAAG
This is a messenger RNA of Oryzias latipes (Japanese medaka), 2144 nucleotides long. It is a transcript of the gene st3gal5, whose product is annotated as ST3 beta-galactoside alpha-2,3-sialyltransferase 5. NCBI's taxonomy places the organism in Eukaryota, Metazoa, Chordata, Actinopteri, Beloniformes, Adrianichthyidae. The record is from RefSeq and is a predicted model, not a curated record. Gene Ontology annotation, molecular function: lactosylceramide alpha-2,3-sialyltransferase activity.